This is a messenger RNA of Wyeomyia smithii (pitcher-plant mosquito), 2484 nucleotides long. RefSeq lists its product as uncharacterized. Gene Ontology annotation, cellular component: presynaptic membrane. Lineage: Eukaryota; Metazoa; Arthropoda; Insecta; Diptera; Culicidae. The record is from RefSeq and is a predicted model, not a curated record. The transcript has 5 exons. Gene Ontology annotation, biological process: neuromuscular synaptic transmission; clustering of voltage-gated calcium channels; neuron-neuron synaptic transmission. The coding region runs from base 837 to 2090 and encodes 417 amino acids.
AACAGUUUCUUUCUGAUCUACGACUGAUUCGGAUCAUCCUCGCAUCUCCGAUCGCGGCCAACUUCGAGGGCUUUCGGUAGUCGGUUUAUGAACGACGCGGACAUUGGAAAGUAAGAAAACACCCGUUCUUUGUUCGCAUAAACGGUACUGGACAGAUUUUCGCCUAAAAUUUACGGACGUCGAAAAGUGUGCGGAAAUGGCGCAUAAAAUUUGAUAAAGUGUUACGCACCGUGUUACCGUGAGAGUGAUCUGAAAACAAGAUUUGUCGGUGACUAACAUAGUGCUCCUGCCUCCGGUUGACACUUUUACGUGUGCUAUUGAACCGAAUAACAAUCAAACUAAUUUCGAGGGAUUAACACCAAUCAUGGUUUCAUAAAAUCGCCAAGCAAAUUGUUAUCUGCUAAUAAAUAGAUACUGCAACCGUCCCUUUGGCUUCAGUCGGCAGGCAGAUGAGUGCUCCGUGGACCGAAAACUAAAAAGUUCGAAACUACGCUGCGCACACAGCAUCUCUCCCGGAACCGAGAGAGAACGGGCUGUUUUAUCGUUUGGCUGACGUUCCGCAGAACAACCAAAUGCCGUGUGAUUGCGUCCAAAUUCUCACAAUAAUCGCGAACAGUUCAACUGAAUCUUGUGACCAGGAAAUGAAUCUUCGAGUGGAACGGUGCUCAAAGUGACGAGCACGAGAUAAUAUCACUCCCGCUUUAAGUAUCAAUCUGAUCACCGCUUGAAUUGCGCGAAAAGAAAGUGUUUGUAGUGUUAUAAUAGUGGAUGCACUUGCGCGGCAAGGGGCACGUUUUAUAUGAAGAAAUUAUUCACACGGUGUCAGCUAAAGCAGUAUGCGCGGGAGCAUAGUUGGAAUAGAGGAUGGCCUCAUCAAUGCAAAACACGACAGCUGGCACGGGAUCCUGCUGGAGCUGAUAGAUAACCUAUACGCAUCCUUCAUAGUGGGGCCCCUGGUGGUGGCCUAUUGGCGAGGUACCUGGAAUCUGAUGGCAGAUUAUAUCUACCCGUCGGAUUAUCCCACUAGUCUUAUGAUAUCGCUCGUUCUCGGCUUAGUAGGCCACUUUAUGGCGCACAUCUUCCAAAACUCACUGCGACGGUACCUAAAUGCCGACCGGCAUCGAUUACUGUUUUACUUCGGCUCUCGACUGUACACGGAAAUCUACGGCACUAUCUGCGUUAACUCCUGGCGCGGUGGGUGGGAGAUGAUUAAUCUGUACACAACGCACGACGUUUUGUACGUGGUGCUGAUAACGCUCGGAUGUGUUCUCCUGCUGGCUUUGUUGAAAGGUCUACGCAACGUAACCGGAUCACCCUUCGUAGUCGUCAACGAUAGCCGCCGGGAAUAUUUCGAUGUUCCGACUUAUUUCAAAAUUUCGGGUUCCAAGGAGCCAGCUCUGUACGUACUGGACUGCCUGUUUUCGGUGCUGGUCAUCGGAUCGCUGGUGGUGUUUGUAUGGCGAGGGCUCUGGGUCCUUUUGGAUCUGAAAUUGUUUCCGGAAGAUCGUGGACUAUCGGCCUGGUCAUCGGUGUUUAUAGGUUACGGAGUAACUGGAGUCACAUUUUCCCUUCAACCCCUAAUGCGAUGGGCGUGCGAUCGAUUGGAUGGGAUCUGGCGCGUCGUCGUUGCCGAUUUAUUUUUGUUCUUCAGUUUCAUCGGAACAAUCAAUGUAUGGCGAGGAGUUUGGGCAUUACUGGAUCAUUACUUCCUACCAGAUAACCGACUUAUGAGCGAUUGGAUCACCCACAGUGUAUCGCUUUUACUACUCAUUCUGCUGAACUGUUCCAACUCAGUGUUGGUUCGUGGAGUUUACAUCGACGCUGAAGAACCAGCUGGUCAAUGCGUUGUCUUUCCGGUGUAUUACGUUCGGCUUUUCUUCCAGAAGGAACGUAACAAGAAACAAAGAAGACUGCUGGAAGCGCUAGGCAGAGUUGAGUAUAACAACGUGACAAGUGUUCUGUUGGACAAGAAACCACUGAAAGCCGAACAAAAUCACCAAAUAAACCGAAAUCGGGAAGCCGUGCCAUUAACGAUAGUCGAUAAUCCUAAGACCAACGGUGAACAUAAUACACACGAAAACCUACCAUGAUUAUGUUUCUAUUUGGCUAAAAACAGAACAAAAACAAAAACUUUUCGCCUAGAAUGAACACGCAGCGGUAUGCGUUUCUGAAUGCAUACCGACACUAAUUGUACGUAUAGCUAAUUACAGGCCACUGGCUGGCCAAGGAUCUGAAGUCCGCUACGAAUUUCUACGAUCGGCUACUUGUGAGAAUAAGUCUAAAAUGUUUUUACUACAACAUACCAACAGUAGGGUUAGAUGUAUUAUAACUACACAUAAGUAUUAUUAACAAAUUGGUAAGAUCUUUCUACAGAAAUGCAUCUCUAAAAACUGUAUAUAAAUUAAGACGGUAGAACAUUCCAAUAAUUUAUGAAUACGUUUUCGUAUGUUUUAAAAUAAACGAACGAUGGUGACCUUUCGCUUA